Molecule: messenger RNA, 1367 nt
Organism: Danaus plexippus (monarch butterfly)
Lineage: Eukaryota; Metazoa; Arthropoda; Insecta; Lepidoptera; Nymphalidae
Gene: gprs
Product: serine-enriched protein
Exons: 8
Coding region: 270-1349 (359 amino acids)
Molecular function (GO): protein binding
Source: RefSeq, a predicted model, not a curated record
CACCUAGUUUCAUGUUGUAGAAUCUGUCAAGCCUUAAUAAUAAGCUUUUGUUAAAUUAAAUAUUUUAAACUGCUAAGCAGCAAAUUUAGAGUACAUAGUUCAGACAGUAAAACGUCUGUUUUAUAGAAUUUUAUUCAUAUGAAGUUGAAGUCCUUGUUGAAAAUUGUAAUGUAUGUCAGUGUGUCGCUUCAUUAAUUUUUUGGAGGUAUUCGAAUUUUAAAAGCAAUUUCAUCAAAGCAGCUUUAAAGAGUUUCAACCAACAGUCGUCAAUGAGAAGUGGAGCGUUAGUUGCAAUGGAGGCGGAGCCGGACCUCAGUACUUUUGAAAACAAAUCCGGACUAGCUGAAGAUAUGAAGUUUCUUGCCUCUAUGCCUGAGCUCUGUGACGUCACAUUUCUUGUUGGAGAUACUCGAGAACCAGUAUGUGCAGUCAAAGCAGUAUUGGCAGCUCGUAGCAGAGUUUUCCAAAAAAUGCUUUAUCAAGCUCCGAGUCCACAAAGAAAAAAAGAACCAGCUCCUCGGGAAAAUAAAUUGAGAUUAUUUUUAAAGAGAUCAUCUGAACCUCUUCUUAAUCUUCAGAAUGCAGCUCAACAGCCUUCUUCACAACAGCAUCAGACUCUAAUCAUAGAAGAAUUUGAGCCUGAUGUUUUUCGUCAGCUUAUCGAAUACAUUCAUACUGGCUGCGUCACACUACAGCCCAGAACAUUGUUAGGAGUAAUGAACGCAGCCGAUUAUUAUGGUUUGGAUGAACUACGCCGCGCCUGCGCUGGUUUUGUCCAAUGCUGUAUCACUGUUGAUACGGUGUGCGCUCUUCUAGCAUCUGCAGAGAGAUACAUACAGUACAAAUGUACCAAGUCUCUGGUUCAGAAGGUACUAGAGUUUGUAGAUGAACAUGGCAAUGAUGUGUUGAAUUUGGGUUCAUUUACCCUGCUUCCACAGCAUGUUGUCAGGCUAAUUUUGGCACGAGAUGAGCUCCGAGCAGACGAGUUCACUAAAUUUCAGGCUGCACUUAUGUGGAGUAAAAAGUAUUGUGAUACAAAUCCAAAUAUGAUUUUGAAAGAUGUUAUCGGAAAUUUUUUAGAAUAUAUACAAUUCCAUAAGAUUCCAGCAAAUGUUUUAAUGAGAGAAGUACAUCCUCUGGGAUUGGUUCCCUACUCUAUCAUUAUGAAUGCUUUAGCUUAUCAGGCAGACCCGGCCAGCGUAGAUCCAGGCAAACUCUCUCCUGCGCGAAUCCGGCGCGCUGGCCGUUCUAUGUCCGUUCAAUCAUCGCUUGACCCCUACGGCUCAAACACCACCCUUUCCUCGACCGGAUCUAGCGAUGGUCCAUCUUCAGACUCUCGGCACAACUAACGCGAGGGGAACGUCCCC